AUGUUUAAGUUUGACUUGAAGUAGGACAUGAUGAUUAGUUCUAGAUUGGAGGUAAAGCUAUAGACCAAAAGUGAAAAUGCCAGAAAGAAAUCUAGCAAAAAGGAUUAAAUUAUCAUGAUACAUAGUAAGCUAGCAGGACAAGGUCUCCCUUACUAAGAUUGGAAUGCAUUUUAAGAGAGAUUACAAGAUGCCGUAAGAUAAUACAGGCAAAUGAAAUAGAUAGCAAGUAUUUGA
Stylonychia lemnae is the source of this 234-nucleotide messenger RNA. The record is from the annotation of a GenBank genome assembly. NCBI's taxonomy places the organism in Eukaryota, Ciliophora, Spirotrichea, Sporadotrichida, Oxytrichidae.